GGUAACCGUUGCCCCGAUACUUUAGUCAGUCAGUUGUGUUCCAAAGCGUACACACCGUAUCUAUUACUGUAUUCUUCUCCGUUAGUUAAUAACUAAAAAAAAAACUCAAUCAAAAUGUGUGACGAUGAGGUUGCUGCUUUGGUCGUUGAUAAUGGCUCCGGCAUGUGCAAGGCCGGUUUCGCCGGUGACGAUGCUCCCCGUGCCGUCUUCCCCUCUAUUGUAGGUCGUCCCCGCCAUCAAGGUGUUAUGGUUGGUAUGGGCCAAAAGGACUCCUAUGUCGGCGAUGAAGCUCAAUCCAAGAGAGGUAUCUUGACCCUCAAGUACCCCAUUGAACACGGUAUCAUCACCAACUGGGAUGAUAUGGAAAAGAUCUGGCAUCACACUUUCUACAAUGAAUUGCGUGUCGCUCCCGAAGAACACCCCGUCUUGUUGACUGAAGCUCCCUUGAACCCCAAGGCUAACCGUGAGAAGAUGACCCAAAUCAUGUUCGAAACCUUCAACUCCCCUGCCAUGUAUGUUGCCAUCCAAGCCGUACUCUCCUUGUACGCUUCCGGUCGUACCACCGGUAUUGUUUUGGAUUCUGGUGAUGGUGUCUCCCACACCGUCCCCAUCUAUGAAGGUUAUGCCUUGCCCCACGCCAUCCUCCGUUUGGAUUUGGCUGGUCGCGAUUUGACCGACUACUUGAUGAAGAUCUUGACUGAACGUGGCUACUCUUUCACCACCACCGCUGAACGUGAAAUCGUCCGUGAUAUCAAGGAAAAAUUGUGCUAUGUCGCUUUGGACUUCGAACAAGAAAUGGCCACCGCUGCCGCCUCCACCUCCUUGGAAAAAUCCUAUGAACUUCCCGACGGUCAAGUCAUCACCAUCGGUAACGAACGUUUCCGUUGCCCAGAAUCCCUCUUCCAACCCUCAUUCUUGGGUAUGGAAUCUUGCGGUAUCCACGAAACCGUCUACAACUCCAUCAUGAAGUGUGACGUAGAUAUCCGUAAGGACUUGUACGCCAACAUUGUCAUGUCUGGUGGUACCACCAUGUACCCCGGUAUUGCCGAUCGUAUGCAAAAGGAAAUCACCGCCUUGGCUCCCUCCACCAUCAAGAUCAAGAUCAUCGCUCCCCCAGAACGCAAAUACUCCGUCUGGAUCGGUGGUUCCAUCUUGGCUUCCCUCUCCACUUUCCAACAAAUGUGGAUCUCCAAGGAAGAAUACGACGAAUCUGGCCCCGGCAUUGUCCACCGCAAGUGCUUCUAAGCAGUUUCGCCCCCUCCCUACCAUCAAACCACCCCAACCCUUCCAACUCAUCUCACUGCUGCUGCUACACUUGCUGCUGCAACAAUUAUUACAGCUGUUUACGCGUUGUCUAUUUGCCUGUCUGUGCUCUCAUCUGCUCAGCCAUACUCCUACUCAACGCCUCUCAGCUGCUGAGCACCCACCAUCCCGCUCAUAAAGAUGCCCGCUCACGCGAUUUAUAUUUGGUUCCAGAUUAUUUUAAUUUUUGUACGACUGAAUUUCUUACACUAAAUCCCCUCUUCACCAUCAACCGAUAUCACCUUAUAAUUUCUGUGUCUUAAAUGUCUCUAUUUAAUGUCUUAACAAAAAUUAUUUCGUGUGUAUUAGUGCAUAAUAAAUUUUUAUUAUUUUUAAGGGGUUUAUUGCCACAUGUAAAAUAAUCUAAUGUUUUCUUAUGUAAUUUUCUUUUUUUAAUCUAAUGAAAAAAAAACACAAAAAACACAAAACAUAUAUUUUUAAUUUUUUAUAAUAAAAUAAUAGUAACAAUUA
Lucilia cuprina (Australian sheep blowfly) is the source of this 1773-nucleotide messenger RNA. Its product is annotated as actin-57B. NCBI's taxonomy places the organism in Eukaryota, Metazoa, Arthropoda, Insecta, Diptera, Calliphoridae. The transcript is spliced from 2 exons. The coding region runs from base 115 to 1245 and encodes 376 amino acids. Gene Ontology annotation, biological process: mitotic cytokinesis. The record is from RefSeq and is a predicted model, not a curated record.